Molecule: messenger RNA, 1081 nt
Organism: Ornithodoros turicata
Lineage: Eukaryota; Metazoa; Arthropoda; Arachnida; Ixodida; Argasidae
Exons: 2
Coding region: 16-894 (292 amino acids)
Source: RefSeq, a predicted model, not a curated record
CGCUGGGCAUCCACUAUGGCUCCAGCAGCUCGGAGCUCGCAGACGUUUUGUACACUGAGGUAUCUUGUCCUCAGUAUAUCCUUGCUUGUCUCGUACGCUUCUGUUGAAGAAUCCGAGGGCGACAGCAGAGACGACGACUCCUUUGAAGACAUGGUGAUUCGGUGGAACAUCUCUCCAGACACUCUACAACGCUUGCGCGCGCGGAGGGAAGCCAACGUAAGGCCGUUUGUACCUCGCAGGGGCAAUCAGAUCCAGGGUGACGACGCCGUAGCCUUACAGCCGUACAGCAACUACAGAGAUGUUUGGAUUUACGGCAAGAAGGACGCUCACUUCAACCCUUGGGGGGGAAAGCGAGACGGUGCACACACUCUUUCAGGGCUCGACGACAGUUCCGGCCUUUGGAGUGAAAAGAAAGACAAUUUCAAUCCCUGGGGUGGGAAAAAAGAAGCAAGCUUCAAUCCAUGGGGAGGAAAAAGAGAUAACUUUAAUCCAUGGGGAGGAAAGAGGGAUAACUUCAACCCUUGGGGAGGUAAAAAAGAUAACUUCAAUCCCUGGGGCGGCAAAAAAGACAGCAGUAUUUUUAACCCUUGGGGAGGAAAGAGGGGUGAUGGCUCCAAAGACAAGGAGCUCAGUUUCAACCCUUGGGGAGGGAAGCGACAAGAUGGUCUAGGUACUAUUUUCGGACCGUGGGGAGGAAAGCGUGAGAAUCUUUUCAAUCCAUGGGGAGGCAAAAGAGGAAAAAGUGAAAUGACGUUCAACCCGUGGGGAGGGAAGAAAAGUGAGUUAGCAUUCAGCCCAUGGAAGUCCGCGUCAGCUCGCAUCAAGCGCGAUUCUACAGUCAACACCGACACGUUCAUCCAGCGUCAUCAGGAGUCAUCGCCAAGACCACUGUAAGAGUCUUGCCGCCAUCGAGGGUCAAGUGCCUGACUGCUCUGCUAGGCUUUGUACGGAGUGCCGGAACGCAGAUUUUUGACAAGCGUCACGCAGGAGUCCGCCGUUCGACGUCCACAAGUUUGUUAUGACCAAUGAGAGAAACCAAAUACGGUAGAAGCACUCCAAUAACAAUAAAGGCUUCUCUGAC